Microplitis mediator is the source of this 1825-nucleotide messenger RNA. Its product is annotated as tropomyosin-2-like. Gene Ontology annotation, biological process: actin filament organization; muscle contraction. Bases 446 to 1300 code for a protein of 284 amino acids. The record is from RefSeq and is a predicted model, not a curated record. Gene Ontology annotation, molecular function: actin filament binding. Gene Ontology annotation, cellular component: actin filament. Lineage: Eukaryota; Metazoa; Arthropoda; Insecta; Hymenoptera; Braconidae. The transcript is spliced from 8 exons.
UACUGAUGAGGAUUGAUCAGCAAAGAGCCAAGUAAAAAGCGGGCUGAUAGCCAAAGCCUGUUAAGCAAUUAUAGAAUCGAAUUGGAUUGAAGUUUUCGAGAUCUACACCAUCGUUUACUUUUAUUUUGGCUGAGCAUCUGAAGGUAUUCAGUUGUGGGUUCACUCCACGGAUUGAUUUCUUCAUAAAAUGAAUACACAGAUUAAAAAGGAGAUAAUCGAGUGUUCUGGAUUGUCAUGAUUAAUCCAAUCAAAAUAUACAUUAAGUGAUACUAGAUGAUUUAUUUUUAUCAUAUCAAUUGGGUCGGUAGUGCGUCCUAAUCAUCAUUCACCAUCUUUCCUACGGAUUGUUAGAACAAAAUAACAGUAUUUUAAAUCUCUAAUCAAUUAUCAAGAGGAUUCUCCUCUAUAUUAACUGCGGUAAAGAAAUACCAAUCACUGUGUUACAAUGGAGGCAAUCAAGAAAAAAAUUGCGGCAUUGAAGAUGGAAAUGGAUGCUGCAAACGAAAAAGUUGAAGCUAAUGAAACAAAAGUUAAACAAGAAGAUUUUCGCGCGGAUUUAUUACUUGAUGAAGCCAGAGCUCUCGCGCAGAAGCUGAUAACACUGGAACGUGAUUAUGAAGUUGCGAAAGUUAACCUUGAAACAACGACAGUGGCUUUAGAAACAUGUGAAAAAGCAUAUGCAAAGGCUGAACAAGAUCGAACGACAUUGACAAAGAGAGUUCAGGAAAUCGAGUUAAGUCUUACAAAGAAAGAAGAAUUACGUCUUCUUGCAGCUACGAAAUUAAUACGUGCUACUGAACUUGCUGAUGAUGCUCAAAGGAUGUGUAAUGUAUUGGAAGAUCGAAAUCGGAUUGUUCAAGAACAUAUGGCGAAACUCACAGAAGAACUAAAAGAUGUGAGAUUAAUUGCUGAAGAUGCUGAUGCUAAAUCUGAAGAGAUUUCCGAAAAAUUAUCACUUGUUGAAGAAGAACUUGAAGCUGCUGAAGAAAGAGUAAAGAACAGUGAAGCAAAAAUUAUUGAACGAGAGGAUGAAUUAUUCAUUGUUCAAAACAUUUUUAAAUCUUUAGAGGUAGCAGAAAAGAAGGCAAAUCAAAGAGUGACUGAUUCUAAACUUCUAGUAAAAGAAUUAAAAGCAAGCCUCAAAGCAGCAGAAAAGCGUGCUAUUCAUGCCGAAAAAACCGUUAGAGCUUUGCAGAAAGAAGUUGACCGAAAAGAAGACGAACUUAGAGAAGAAAAAGAGAAGUGUAAAGCUAUCCUUGAUGAUAUGGAUCUAACAUUUGCAGAAAUGACGGGAUAUUAAGAUAAAAAAAAAAGCAUUCAUACUAAAAUAAUUAAAAUUAAAUUUUAAAAAAGUUCUUUUCUACUAUGCGCUACUUACAUUCGCUUAAAACUAAAAAAAUGGCUUGAAUGUUAUUUUAGUCGUAGCCCUUUGGCUUCAAUCUAACUCUAGCUAUCUAAUGUGAAAUACUUCAAUCCUGGCCUUUAACUAUUUAAAAAUAACCCGAUAUGUAGCGUGCACUUUGUGCAAAUCGUUUAUGCAACAUAUUGUUUUAUCUCACACGCAAUCGCGGCAACAAUAAUGCUUUUGCAUGAGGCUUAUCAACAAAUAAUUUUUUAUCGAUAUAAGCUAUAAAAUUACUUAUAAAUUUAGACGAAUCGAUGGAUUUGUUUCUUUAUUUUCAGAGUUGCUGAUCAAGUUGGAUAUGUCAAAGAUAAACAUGUGAUUAAUUAUUUUUUCUCGUGAUGUCAACUCUUUUCAAUACUGUAUAGAAAAAGAGUUAUAUUAAGUGUUGUCAAUAAAUGGUCAGACUGAAACUAGAAGAAA